AUCCUCAUUCUAGCCUAUUCUUCAUAGCCUACAAUACUUCCCAAUCGCAGAAGUGUUAUUGUUUUGAUUGCGGAAGUUUAGUAGGCUAGAAUUGCAACAAUGUAGCGUUGCCAUUGCUACAACAUUGUAUCUCUAGCGUGCUCGAGCUUUCAAUUCCCGUUUGACAGUUCGCUCAUAUAAGUGUGCUAUCAUGAUUAGGCAACUGAUAUCAAGUUGGCUAGCUGUUAUAGUUGGUGUUUGAGUAGUGGUCUUACAAUCCACCGUAAGACUUUAAAAAAUAUGUUUUUAAUCACAGAAUUAUAAAGCCGCUGUGAUUUAAUUUUCCGGCCCACCAAUCCUCGGAUUUGAGUGUGCGCUCAGCCGGAUUUAGGUUUAAAUCAGGCCGGUGGAAGAAGGGACAGCAGCUCAAUUGCAGUAGAGUUGGCUCUGUCUGGUCAUUCACUUAUAGUGAACAUAAUAAUGGGAUGCACUUUAUAUACAUGUUUGUUUAGGAAGAUAUAAGGUUUAGAUGCUAAUGAUGAUCAUCAUAAAGGGCUGUCAUUGUCAAAGUUUUGUAAAGAAUGUUGUUGCCUAAUAAUCAGACUGUAGGCCUAAUCACAGUCCCAUCCUUACAGCUGUAGCCUUUCCGUUGUUUUAAUUUCUUUCACUGCCUGGUGUAAUGUGUUGUUGUGAACCAGGUCCAGGUGCCAAAGCAGAGACACAUAUCAUUACAGACGUUUCCUCUCUUGUUUUUGUCACUGCAACUUCAUUUGGGAUAAUUUAGAGUUGAGUGUAAACAUCAGAGACAAUAACUAUUGUAGUGGAUAAAGACCCAGGGGUAAUGCUGGAACAAGCCAAUGGUCUUGCACCUGUGAGAUUUGUGUGUGUUUUUUGUUAUGUGCCCGUGUGUGUGUUGGCUCACACUGUGGAACUGGUCUGUCUGUCCGCUGGAAUUCCCCUUAUGGUUGGGAAUGGCUCUCUCUUCCUGCUUCUCAACUAUGAGCCUAUUAUUAAACUGCUGUGUGUGAGUUGCCAUAGGAAACCCAGAUUGAAGCAUCUCUUGGUUUCCACUCCAGUGGUUACCUGUGACAUAAAUAUACACACCAGUGGUUACCUGUGAUAUAAAUAUACACACCAGUGGAGGCUUUUCAGAGGAGGAAGGGGAGGACCCCACUCCUCAGUGAUUUUCAGGAGGAAAAACAAAUCUGUAAAACAUAAAAAAUGUAUCCUUUUAAAGAUAAAACUAUACUAAAUAUAAUCAAGUCACCAAAUAAUUGAUUAAAACAUACUAUUUUUCAAAUGAGGUCUACAGUAGCCUCAACAGCACUCUGUAGGGUAGCACCAUGGUGUAUCCAGAGGACAGAUGGUUUCCGUCUUCCCCAUGGUACAUUGACUUCAAUACUAAACAUAGGAGGCUCAUGGUUCUCACCCCAUUCUAUGUACUUACACAGUAACUGACAACUCCCGGAGGAUGUCUUCCAACCUAUCAGAGCUCUUGCAGCAUGAACUGACAUGUUGUCCACCCAAUCAAAGAAUCAGAGAAUGAAUCUAGUACUGAAAGCAUAAGACACAGCUAGCUAGCACUGCAGUGCAUACAAUGUGGUGAGUAGUUGACUCAAAGAGAAAGACAAUAGUUAAACAGUUAUGAACAAAUUAAUUUCUUCCAAAAUGAAGGAGAAGCAAGAUGGAGAGAUUUCAUAUUUUUUUUCAGUUAGCUAGCAAAUGCAGCUAGCUAGUUUAGCCUACUAAAACACCCUGCUCAAACAGAGGGAUGCUAUGUUAGCUAGCUGGCUAUGACUAUCCAACACAACACUGGAACUCUUCCAAGUCAAGAACCCUGACAUGUCCGGUCCCACCUGGCUGCCGCCAAGGACUCUGGGUAGCCCAGAGAGAACUGUUCCUCAAUUGUCCCACUCCGGGCCAGCCAUGUACAGACAGAAGGUCUCCUCGGACCCCCGGCCCAAGUAUGGGGUCUAUGACCAGAAAGGAGGUGGAGGAGGAAUGGCCACUAGGUACAUGGCUACUGGACCCACAGGUGGACCCAUGCAGCACCAAGAGGAGCCAGGGUUUCACCCUAAAUCUAACGACCACUACUACCAACCACCUCCCCACGGGCUCAAAGAAGACCGGUCCUGGAACCCUCACAUGGACAGCUAUGAGCUAAUGCAUCGUGGACCUGAGAAGCCAAGUGGACACCACUCCAACCUCGAUGCAGAGAUUGACUCUCUCACCUGCAUGCUGGCCGAUCUGGACAGUCAUCCACAGAACAGCACACAGCUGUACGAUAACGUGCCUUACAACAAACACAUCUCAGGGGACCGCUACAAACCCUCAACCCAGCCAGGAACACUCUCUCAGGGCAGGCCGUCCAUGGGUUACCCCCCCCACCCCCAGACCCAGUACCAUCCAGCACCCCCUUACCCCAGUGAUCCCCACCAGGUUCCCCAGUACUCCCCCCAACCAGACUACACCUAUGCCCAGGUGUCCAAACCCUACCCCCAGCCUGUCCCUGCCUCCUAUACCACCUCUUCUACCCCUACUGGCCCGAGGUUCAGCGUCCAGGUCAAAACAGCCCAGCCUGUCACAUACUCCCAAACUGGUAGACAAGCCGAGCAGGCUUACACCCCUCCUCCGCCCCACCAGCACUCCUCGCGCCCCCCACCCCAGAACCAGACGGGCCCCCAGGGCUGGUACCCUCCCCAUCCCGCAUCCCAAGCCCAGGAGCUGCACUCUGAUGGGGGCUACAAGGAGAUCCCCGGGGGAUCUAGAGGGCGAGGGAACCAGGGCCCCACGCCCAAGAGAGGCCCGGAGAAUCCCCAAUCAGGGUCAAGAGAGGCCCCAAGUCCCGCCUAUCAGCCCAGCAAGGGGUCAGCAGCGCCGAGGCAAGAGGAGGAAUUGGACCGGCUCACUAAGAAGUUGGUGUAUGACAUGAAUCACCCACCUACAGAGGAAUACUUUGGUCGCUGUGCGCGUUGCGGUGACAAUGUGCUUGGCGACGGCAGUGGCUGUAUCGCCAUGGAGCAGGUGUUCCACGUGGAGUGUUUCACCUGCAUCACCUGCCACGCCCGCCUCCGGGGGCAACCCUUCUACGCCCUGGACAAGAAGAGCUACUGUGAAAGCUGUUACAUUAGUACCCUAGAGCGCUGCUCUAAGUGCUCCAAACCCAUCUUGGACCGUAUCCUGCGGGCCAUGGGAAAGGCCUACCACCCGCGCUGCUUCAACUGUGUGGUGUGUGGCUGCUGCCUGGACGGGGUUCCCUUCACCGUGGACGCCACCUCCCAGAUUCACUGCAUAGAUGACUUCCACAGGAAGUUUGCCCCCCGCUGCUCAGUGUGUGGCCAGGCCAUCAUGCCCGAACCGGGACAGGAGGAGACCGUCAGGAUAGUGGCGCUGGACCGCAGCUUCCACGUCAACUGCUACGUGUGUGAGGAGUGUGGUCUGCUCCUGUCCUCCGAGGGCGAGGGGCGAGGCUGUUAUCCCCUGGACGGUCACAUCCUGUGUAAGGGCUGCAGCGCCCGCCGCAUCCAGGACCUCUCCGCCAAAAUCUCCACUGACUGCUAACCAACUAGGGGACGUCACCCCUGACCCCGCAAUCCUUCCAUUACUGUCACCUGCUCUGAGGUAGAAGUUGCCCUAACGAAUAUAUCUGAGACCAGUUUCACCCCUCUCCAAAUCAUAACCUUAACCACAAGGGGGAAAUGUUAAACUAAGGGCAACUUUGUUCUACUCUACUUUUUCAUACUCUUACUCUACUUUUUCAUACUCUUACUCUACUUUUUCAUACUCUUAUAGUCAAUCUUCGUUCUUCAGAUGCCCAAAGCUGUAGAAUCAGUAGUACCACGUAACCUCAAACUGUCUAUGACAGUCUUCAAUAUGAUGCCGUUAUUUAAUUUCACUUGACUAGGUUUAUUGAUACAUAAUUACAGGUUAAAGACAGGGUAUUGUAACAUGGAUUGACAACAAGUUCCACCACUAUUCCCUAAUCCUUGUCCUCUGGUUUAUACUAGCUGUCACCUAUCCUCUAUAUUGUAUCCUGUACCCCUACUCCCUAUCCACUACACCCUAUCCCGUACCCUUCAGCGCAUACCAGUAUUGUAUAGAGCCUCUGACCUGCAGGCAGCAGGGGCUGCACUAACCCCCCUCCCCCACCCCCACCCACUGCUUAUGUCACACUAAUCCUGCAUGUCCUACACUAUGUCUUACGCUCUAUCCUGCCAGACAUAGAGGGGACAUGGAAGGAGCUCUAUAAUGGCAAAUAAUGAUUGAUGGAUAUUGAUGAUGAUAAGUAGGAAAAUGAGGUGGUGAUGAUGACCAUCUAACCAGUCCAGAUAAUGGAACAUAUAUAUUUUUUGUAUGCCACUAAAGUCAAUAAAAACGCUGAACUGCCUCGCAUGAAAAAACGCACAUAUGCAAAUGAUAUCUGUGACGGAGCAUAUGUUGCAAGUUGAUUUGGUUAUGGAGUGAAUGGGUUUGCAUACGUUUCAUAGGAGAGGAAGUAGCUGUAGCUGGAUUGAUUUGUGAAUAGAAUAGAGGACAAAGAAAGAUUAGGUAGUCAUAAAAAGCAGAUCGCUAAAGUCAAUGCUGUGACCCUAUUUAAUGUUGAAACAGUCCGUUUGUGUCAAGAUGAUAACUUGGCAGCUGACAAGUUUGCCUUGUCAAAACAGAACAGCGAUUUGCAUCAUGAUAAUUGGUACUGCAUUUCCCGAGAAUGUUACUUGUAAGCCAGCCAAAACUCGAAACCCCAUCUUCAAAAUUUGAAUGCGCUUUUUAUUAUUAUAUAAUUUCUCUUUUUAACAUUUGUGUUGAUUUAUACUUGACUGUUACAAUGGUGAAGAAGGUGCAAUGAAGUCUAAUGCUUGCAAUUGUCUUACUGAGAAACCGGGAUCUCAUCCUCUUGUGUUCUUUAUGGGUUUUUGUUUUAGCUUAGUCUUAGGAGUUUGAUUUGUGUUGCUAAUCCAUAUCCUCAUGGCACUAUCGGCCAUGUUGAAGCAUCUCUGAGACAUCGGAGUCCUUCUCACAUUGUUUUGAUGUAAUUUCUCCUUGUGUUUUGCCGUCUUUAAUUUGUUUUGCAACGUAAAAGUGGCUCAUAUGAUUUUGAAAGCUUGAACCCCUUUUUACUUUCAUACGCCUUCAAAACCCAAAUCUGUGUUUGCAUUUGUGUCCAGAAUCACAGUACUUGCUACAGUAGUUGAUCCUUUUCCCUCAGUAUUGGUCUCUGAGCACAAAGAUAUGAAGAUCUCUGUGUGAGCCCUGUGAGUUUCAUUUUCCACUUUUGCGUAUUUAUUUCAACUCCUGUUAUACACUCAUUGAUUCUAAGUCCAUGUUUUAUGGUCGUCACUGCGUGUAAAUGUUUUAUGUUCCAGUGUCAUAUUGAUAAGUACAAGAGAACGGCAAUGAAAUGCUCUAGAAAUAUUACCUAUGAUGACAUGUUCUUUCUGUUUUUGUUUUUGUUUUUUUACCGUCUCACUCUUUCCCUUCAGUGCAGUCUCGUGGUACAAUCGUUCAAAUGUGUGGCCUUGAUGGCCAACAUAUUUUGUUGGCAAGUGUAAUCGGUGGUUUAAAGCCAUUGUUGUAUUGCAGAAUAAUCGAUCUGUCCAUAUGAGGAAUACAAGCUGAGAAUGCUUUUGUACUGAGCAGGUGGUUUGUACAAUGUGGCUCAAGUUUGAAGUAGAUGUGUGAGUGGGUGUGUGUGCAUUUGCUUUUUUCCCCCUAAUGCCGACUGUAGUUCAUAAUCGAUACAAUAAACCAUCCCUAUUUUUCAGCAAA
This is a messenger RNA of Salvelinus fontinalis (brook trout), 5745 nucleotides long. It is a transcript of the gene trip6, whose product is annotated as thyroid hormone receptor interactor 6. NCBI's taxonomy places the organism in Eukaryota, Metazoa, Chordata, Actinopteri, Salmoniformes, Salmonidae. The transcript is spliced from 10 exons. Bases 1822 to 3540 code for a protein of 572 amino acids. Gene Ontology annotation, cellular component: focal adhesion; stress fiber. The record is from RefSeq and is a predicted model, not a curated record. Gene Ontology annotation, biological process: cell-cell adhesion.